AUGGAAAAAUCCGCUGAAGGACAAGUGUUCGUAGUUGACAAUCGACGACGUGAUGAACUUAUCAAAACUAUAUUGAUUGUCAUCUUAAUUAUUGUUUUCCCGCCAGCAGCCAUAGCAGUUCAAGCGAACGAGUGCAACAUCCACGUGGUAGUCAGUCUGUUUCUGAUGUUCUUCUUCAUCAUCCCCGCGUACAUUCAUGCCGUCUGGUACUGCUUCAUCCGCAAACCCGCCGAGCACAUCAUCGCCUGAACACAGCGCACGUCUUUCGCUCAUCUCAUCCCAACUCACUCCCAUCGCAAGCAGCUUCUGCCGCUGGGAAGCGCACUUUGUUCUCGUUUUUCUGUUUUAUAUUUGCAGGCUUUAUGUUGAUCAGUUUACCCAUUGUGCACAAGGACCAGUUCAACCCCCUCUCACUUCGCACUUACCCUCUUAUUGUUGUCAUUCCACUUGUUUAUUUUAUUGAUCAUGUUCUCAUGUAUUUUGACCACAAAUAAAAAUUUGAUAAUUUG
Messenger RNA from Cylicocyclus nassatus, 509 nucleotides. NCBI's taxonomy places the organism in Eukaryota, Metazoa, Nematoda, Chromadorea, Rhabditida, Strongylidae. The record is from the annotation of a GenBank genome assembly.